Carya illinoinensis is the source of this 702-nucleotide messenger RNA. RefSeq names its product DNA-directed RNA polymerases II, IV and V subunit 11. Gene Ontology annotation, biological process: transcription by RNA polymerase II. The transcript is spliced from 5 exons. The record is from RefSeq and is a predicted model, not a curated record. Gene Ontology annotation, molecular function: protein dimerization activity; DNA binding. Lineage: Eukaryota; Viridiplantae; Streptophyta; Magnoliopsida; Fagales; Juglandaceae. Gene Ontology annotation, cellular component: RNA polymerase II, core complex. Bases 110 to 460 code for a protein of 116 amino acids.
AUGACAUCAUUCAAUAUGGUGUAGCAUGGCAGAAGCGUAUGACUUCAGUUCCGUGAAAGGGCGUUAAUAGAGCAGAAGCAGCGGUAGAAGAAGAAGAACAAGAAAAGAUAUGAACGCUCCCGACCGCUAUGAACGUUUCGUCGUCCCUGAAGGCACCAAAAAGGUGUCGUACGAGAGGGACACGAAGAUAAUCAACGCUGCAUCGUUCACCGUCGAGAGAGAGGACCACACAAUCGGCAACAUUAUUCGCAUGCAAUUGCACAGGGACCCGAAUGUUUUAUUCGCCGGGUACAAGCUUCCUCACCCCCUUCAGUAUAAAAUCAUUGUUAGAAUACACACCACAAGCCAGUCAUCACCAAUGCAGGCGUAUAACCACGCUAUCAAUGAUCUUGACAAGGAACUUGAUCAUUUGAAGAAUGCUUUCGAGACUGAGUUGGCAAAGCAUUCAAGAGAGUACUAACUACUAAUAUGCUUUGAAGGCAAGCAAUGGAGCAGCGUGUUCAAUGUUCACGUUUAGGGUGCUUCUUCUCAGUUGGAAUUUGGAAGGGUCAGAAUUUUACAGGAAUUUUACUUUGAAUUUGAUGUUGUGUAAUGGAUUAAUGAACCUCUAUGCAGUCAGGAAGAAUGUUAAAUAUACUAAUGAGGAGUUUGUCUUUUCUUAAAAAAAUGUUCUAAUGAAGAAUUUGAUGGUAGUUCAAUUAA